CGGGGCGGGCGCGCGCGUCGGGGGGUCGCGCGGUUGCCGUGAAGGGCGAGCGCGCGCCGGGAGGAGUGGAGGCGUGGGGGGGGGGGGCGGGGGUACAGCUUGCUUGCUCGCAAGAUGGCGGACGAGGACGGGGAAGGGAUUCACCCCUCAGCCCCUCACCGAAACGGCGGCGGCGGCGGCGGCGGCGGCGGCGGCGGGUCUGGGCUCCACUGCGCCGGUAACGGCGGCGGGGGAGGCGGCGGCCCCCGGGUCGUGCGCAUCGUCAAGUCCGAAUCCGGCUAUGGCUUCAACGUGCGGGGCCAAGUGAGCGAGGGCGGGCAACUGCGGAGCAUCAACGGGGAGCUGUACGCGCCGCUGCAGCAUGUGAGCGCCGUGCUGCCCGGAGGGGCGGCCGACCGGGCCGGGGUGCGCAAAGGGGACCGCAUCCUGGAGGUGAACGGCGUGAAUGUUGAGGGGGCGACACACAAGCAGGUGGUGGACCUGAUCCGUGCAGGCGAGAAGGAAUUGAUCUUGACAGUGUUGUCUGUACCUCCUCAUGAGGCGGAUAACCUAGAUCCCAGUGACGACUCCUUGGGACAAUCAUUUUAUGAUUACACAGAAAAGCAAGCAGUGCCCAUUUCGGUCCCCACAUACAAACAUGUGGAGCAGAAUGGUGAGAAGUUUGUGGUAUACAAUGUUUACAUGGCAGGAAGGCAGUUGUGUUCUAAGCGGUACCGGGAAUUUGCCAUCCUACACCAGAACCUAAAGAGAGAGUUUGCCAACUUUACAUUUCCUCGACUUCCGGGAAAGUGGCCAUUCUCAUUAUCAGAACAGCAACUGGAUGCCCGGCGUCGGGGGUUGGAAGAAUAUCUAGAAAAAGUGUGUUCAAUACGAGUCAUUGGUGAGAGUGAUAUCAUGCAGGAAUUCCUGUCAGAAUCAGAUGAGAACUACAAUGGUGUGUCUGAUGUAGAGCUGAGGGUAGCAUUACCAGAUGGAACAACAGUUACAGUCCGAGUUAAAAAGAACAGUACUACAGACCAGGUGUAUCAGGCUAUUGCAGCAAAGGUUGGCAUGGACAGCACAACAGUGAAUUACUUUGCCUUAUUUGAAGUGAUCAAUCAUUCCUUUGUACGUAAGCUGGCACCUAAUGAAUUUCCUCAUAAACUCUACGUCCAGAAUUAUACAUCUGCUGUGCCAGGCACCUGCCUGACAAUUCGAAAGUGGCUUUUUACAACAGAAGAAGAAAUCCUCUUAAAUGACAAUGACCUUGCUGUUACCUAUUUCUUUCAUCAGGCAGUUGAUGAUGUAAAGAAAGGUUACAUCAAAGCAGAAGAAAAGUCUUACCAAUUGCAGAAGCUAUAUGAACAAAGAAAAAUGGUCAUGUACCUCAACAUGCUAAGGACUUGUGAGGGCUACAAUGAAAUUAUUUUCCCCCACUGUGCCUGUGAUUCCAGGAGGAAGGGGCAUGUUAUCACAGCCAUCAGCAUCACGCACUUUAAACUGCAUGCCUGCACUGAAGAAGGACAGCUAGAGAACCAGGUAAUAGCAUUUGAAUGGGAUGAGAUGCAGCGAUGGGACACAGAUGAAGAAGGAAUGGCCUUCUGUUUUGAAUAUGCACGGGGAGAGAAGAAACCUCGAUGGGUUAAAAUCUUCACACCGUAUUUCAAUUAUAUGCAUGAAUGCUUUGAGAGAGUGUUCUGCGAGCUCAAAUGGAGAAAAGAGGAAUAUUAGUUAGAGACUGAUUAUCCAAUGUGGGCCAGAACAUUCUUCCAGCGAGGCUGGCCUCUGGAUGGUGAAUGGGCUAUGCAAAAAAGCCCUGCUUCUUCUCUUGUCUAGAGGGUGGACAUUGGCAUCAGGCUCUCCCAUCUCUCAUGACUUCAUGGACCCUCUUCUGCCUGUCUUUUGGUUUUAUUUUGUUUUGUUUAGUGAAAUCACCUUCCAUGUUGUUCCUGACCCAGAAAGGCAGCUGUUUUCAGUGUUAGCCAUCUGACUGGAUGAGUCAUGAUAGAGUCUUUAUAGCCUAACAAAAGAACAUAUAUGUGGGGAAAAGUUUUUGUAACUGCUGUCAGUGCUGGAGCAGAAUUUAGAAGAUUCUAAAUACUUAACUAUUUGUUCUCAAAGAAAAUCAGAGGAUCAAGAGGUAAAGUCAGGAACAUGAUAUAGUACAAUAUUGGGCUUUGGGAAUCGCAUCUAGCUUUUUUCCUAGCUUUCUUUUCUCUGUAAUUUUGGGUAACUCAGCUUUCUUAAAUCUGAGCUUUCCCUUCCAUAGAAAAGGAAGACUGAGCCUGGUAAUUAACAUUCAAGGUUCUUCUAAUUCUAGAGAGAAAGUUAGUUGUAUCAAGGAAACAAACCAAUGAGAUUGAGUCAUACAGUUAUAUACUGUUUUAGUUUCUGUUUGAGGGUUGUCUCCAGAUUGGAGGAGAUGAUGGCUUCCCAAUAACUCUUCUCCUUUUUUUCCUUUCAGAACAUUUUCCAGAUGUCGAGGUCACAGCAGAGGGAUGUGGCCACCUAGCCUUCCCUUUUCCCCUUCCCUUGCCUUCAUCCUCUUAUCCCUUUUGUCUCCCAUGUCAGAGUAACCAUUAACACAAAA
Molecule: messenger RNA, 2569 nt
Organism: Dipodomys spectabilis (banner-tailed kangaroo rat)
Lineage: Eukaryota; Metazoa; Chordata; Mammalia; Rodentia; Heteromyidae
Gene: Snx27
Product: sorting nexin 27
Exons: 12
Coding region: 115-1710 (531 amino acids)
Biological process (GO): intracellular protein transport; signal transduction
Cellular component (GO): early endosome
Molecular function (GO): protein binding; phosphatidylinositol-3-phosphate binding
Source: RefSeq, a predicted model, not a curated record